Misgurnus anguillicaudatus (oriental weatherfish) is the source of this 1291-nucleotide messenger RNA. Lineage: Eukaryota; Metazoa; Chordata; Actinopteri; Cypriniformes; Cobitidae. The record is from RefSeq and is a predicted model, not a curated record.
GUGAAAGUCAUGUGGGAGAGUUGUAGUUCAGUAUUGGGAGUUGUAGUUUUUACUUCUGUAAUCAACACCACAAUCUCCCCAUAGUGAAAAAGACAUCAAUUCACAAAAGAAAUGUAAAGAAAGAAACAUACAGAAAAAUAUAAGAAUACAUACAUACUCAAUAAGUACAAGAAAACUGCACAAACAUCAGUAACACACUUCAUAAAUUGCAGUAUUCAAGACUCAAACUGGUUUUAUAUACAACUUCAACUAUAACAUAACACUCAUAUCAAAAUCCACAUUUAAACCUUUGGGAUGUAAAGUGUCCAGCGUAUGAAUCCAGUACAAUUCCCUUUGACAUAACACUUUAUCAAUGUUGCCACCUCUAGGUAAUUUAAUCUGUUCAAUUCCCUGGAAACGUAAAGAAGAAACUGCAUGAGCAUACUCAGGCUACGUUUACAUGGAAACUAUCUGAAGAGAAAACGCAAAAGUGGCGUUGCGUUAUCACUUUUUAUUUCGCGUUUAUACGAGGGUUUUGGGGGUGGAAAUCUGCGUGCACACGGUGACGCAAAAGUGUGUGAUAUUCUAUGUAGUGUGCACUCCAGACGGCUAGGUGGCAAUGUGAAGCACUGACACACAACAACACCAAGUCUGCGCGCCUGCGUACAAACUUCUUACUACUAGCGCGAAACACAACAUGGCGAAGCGAACAGCAAAAGCUGACAAUUUUGUCUGGACAGACGAAGAGGUGGAGUUAUUGCUGCAAACAACCUUAAAUUACAAAACAACAAAGGCACAUCAGGGCGUGGACUGGGAGUCCUGCCAGGCAAAAUAUACAGACAUAUGGACCGAAUUUCUUCAGCAGUAUCCUAUACCUGGAGGGACAUCAUAUCCACACGAGAAAGACGCUAUUAGUAAAAGUCAGAUAACGUCAAAGCUGAAAGCCAUCCGGAUCAAGUAUAGGCAGGCUGUGGAUACCCAACGGCGGAGUGGCCAUGGGCGAGUAAUCACUCUAUAUUUUGAUUUAUGUAACGAAAUAUGGGGUGGGUCGCCAGCAACCACAGCAAUAGAGGCCGGUGUUGAAACAUCAGAGGUGAACGAAACCGUGGACACUAGUAGUGAGUCAAACGCGAGCAUUACAUCGUCUGACCUGCCGAACACAGAAGAAUCAAUUGUCAGCCCCCAUACCUCAGCCCAGAAGCGGAGAAAUCUACUUCAGGCAAGGCUUGAUGGCCAUAAAGGUGAAAGGCUCCAGAAGAAACUUCGGGUGGAUCCAGUGCAGACUGACCUCGACAUAAAGAGAAGAUUGUAG